Molecule: messenger RNA, 976 nt
Organism: Drosophila busckii
Lineage: Eukaryota; Metazoa; Arthropoda; Insecta; Diptera; Drosophilidae
Gene: Rab2
Product: ras-related protein Rab-2A
Exons: 4
Coding region: 127-768 (213 amino acids)
Cellular component (GO): Golgi apparatus
Molecular function (GO): GTP binding; GTPase activity
Source: RefSeq, a predicted model, not a curated record
CUAUCGACAACAGUCAUCAUCAGACAACUUUGCAAAAUUUACACGGAUUGAAACUGCGUAUUAUUAUUACAGUUGUAACUUUUUAAAUAUCCCCAAGCAAAGUUUGUAAAUCAACCGCCAGCCAACAUGUCCUACGCAUACUUGUUCAAAUACAUUAUUAUUGGUGAUACUGGUGUGGGCAAGUCAUGUCUGCUGCUGCAGUUCACGGAUAAGCGCUUCCAACCCGUGCACGAUUUAACAAUUGGCGUUGAGUUCGGUGCACGCAUGAUCACCAUCGAUGGUAAACAGAUAAAACUGCAAAUUUGGGAUACAGCUGGUCAGGAGGCUUUCAGAUCUAUUACGCGCUCAUAUUAUCGUGGUGCGGCUGGCGCUUUGUUGGUCUAUGACAUCACAAGACGUGAGACUUUCAAUCAUCUGACUACAUGGCUGGAGGAUGCACGUCAGCAUUCAAACUCGAACAUGGUCAUUAUGCUUAUAGGCAACAAGAGCGAUUUGGAUUCGAGGCGUGAGGUGAAAAAGGAGGAGGGAGAGGCUUUUGCACGAGAACAUGGACUGGUAUUUAUGGAGACUUCUGCGCGCACAGCUGCCAAUGUGGAGGAGGCAUUCAUAAAUACAGCCAAAGAGAUUUACGAGAAAAUCCAGGAGGGCGUCUUCGAUAUAAAUAAUGAGGCAAAUGGCAUUAAAAUCGGACAGCAGGCAACGCCCACAAAUCCUGCGCUGCCCGGUGCUGGCGGUGCGGGUGGUGCAGGCAACAGCGGUUGUUGCUAGGAUUAGAGCCCAGUUGGUAUAUAGCCAAUAUAGCCGCUGCUGUAAAUUCUACUAGUGACUAAUUCCUAGACAGUAGUGGAAUGCAGUUUUAUUGUUUAUUUUUAAUUUCAAGCAAAAUAUAACCGUAAUAAACUUAGCUGCAAAACUAGCAGACCGAAUUAGUGAAGCCCCAUUUCAACACUAAGCAUAAUGUUAAAUUAAAACGAAA